Messenger RNA from Ostrinia nubilalis (European corn borer), 2965 nucleotides. Its product is annotated as early estrogen-induced gene 1 protein. The record is from RefSeq and is a predicted model, not a curated record. Lineage: Eukaryota; Metazoa; Arthropoda; Insecta; Lepidoptera; Crambidae. Bases 606 to 1718 code for a protein of 370 amino acids. The transcript has 12 exons.
CGAACGGUCUCUGUGGUCGCGAAUUGCGAGGCCAGCAAGCGAGCAAGCAAUGGCCGAUUGAUGAACAUUAUCUCGGCGGCUAAGGUAUUGCGAGCCUGUUUUAGUGUUCCAAUUAAUUAAAAUCUAGUAGGAAACAUCUUGCGUGUGUUAUAGACGAUAGUGCAAUUUAUUGUGAAAUAUAUUUGUGGUAUCAUUAUCAAGAAAGUGGACUGAAAUUUGUGUAGGUGUGAGCAUAGAAUUUUGUGUACUGCGAUUUCUUAUGAAACUUGUUAUUGGACAUGUAAGCUCUGCCGAUGCUCUGGUGCAGGGGGUUUACUGAAGCCCAAAUGUUCGACUGAUGACGUUCUUCCAAUACUAAUAUAUUAAGGAGUUCGGCAGAAAUGCGACUACCCCACAAUCCGCUGCCGAGCCGUAGACGACACGAUGCCGAUGCCAAAAUAAUUAGAUAUCCAUUAAACUUAUCGUAGAUAGCUGUUUUGUAGUCAAGUUCUUUUACGUGCGUUGUAACACACAUGUGAAGUGAAGUGCCAGUGCCAGUGAUCUGUGACGAGUUGUGACCAGUAGCGACGGCGCGGGGCCGACCGGGGCCCGAUGGUGGCGGCGUCAUGGCGUUCAUGACCAAGAAGAAGCGAUACAAGUUCGGGGUCCAGUGCUGUCUCGAGGAGCUCACGGAGGUGCCGUUCGUCUCCGCGGUGCUCUUCGCGAAGGUCCGUCUGCUCGACGGAGGAAACUUUCAGGAACAUUCAAGCAGGGAAGAAGUGCGCAACCACGCGGUGCGGUGGAACGCACAGUUCUCGUUCGUGUGCAAGAUGUGCGCGAACGCCAACACCGGCGUGCUGGAGCCGGCGCUUAUGCGCGUCUCCGUGCGCAAGGAGUGUAAAGGCGGUCGGUCGUACCAGAAGCUGGGCUUCUGCGACGUGAACCUGGCGGAGCUGGCGGGCGCGGGCGAGGCCACGCGGCGCUGCCUGCUGGAGGGCUACGACCUGCGCCGGCGCCAGGACAACUCCGUGCUGCGCCUGCGCAUCAAGAUGAACAUGAUCUCCGGCGACCCGCUCUUCAAAGUGCCCGAGAGGAAGCAGGAGGUGGUGGAGCCGAAGCAGGACAGCGGGUCGGAGAGCGCGGCGCCCGACGACGACGCCGCGUCGUCCACCGCCUCGUCCGGCUUCGGCUCGCUCACCAAGAAGACCGCAGGCGAGGGCGGGCACUCGGCGCCGCUGUCGUCGCUGCCGUCGUGCGAGCUGCCCUCCCCCGACGCCGACGACUCGCCCGUCGCCGCGCCCGACUUGCCAGCGAGCGCGGCGUUAGCAUUGGCGGGUUCGGGCGCGGUAGCGAACGCGGGCGCGGCGCCGUGCGCGUCGUGCGCGCACACACACUCGCGAAACUCCUCCAACACCUCCGGCGACAUGAGCAGCAAGGCGCACCAGGCGCCGCUCGCGCACCCCGCGCCGCCGCCGCCGCCGCAGCCGCUGCCGCCCGACGACGCGCAGCACACGGCGUCGUGUCGCGUGGAGAACACGCGCGUGAACCCCGACUCGCUCAUCGACGAGCUGCUCGCCGCCACCGACCUCAAGCACGCCGUCGACGACGCCGCUGAGACGUCGGGGCUGCAGCUGUUCAUCUCGCGCGACGGCACGGCGGAGCUGGGCUCGCGCCAGCGCCAGCAGCUCGCGCGCCGCGACUACCAGCGCGUCGUGCUGCACCCGCACGACAACAGGUAGCCAACGGCGUGAGAGUAGGCAGCGGCCCCCGCGGCGCAGCUCGCUCGGCGACGAAACAAUGCAUAUUUAUUGUUUUUAUUAUAUAAAUUAUGCCAUACAUUGUUUUACAAUUUGUAACUUAAUAAUGUUGAUUAUUAUUAUUAUUCACUAGCGAUUCUUUAGGAACGGUUGUGCUCGUGCAAUCGGUUUUGUAUGAUUUACAAUGUUUUUAUUUAUAAUGUAAGUAGGAAACUUUUCAAUUGUAAUAACGACCUACACGACGACUGAAUGUUCCUAUAUUUUGCGUAGCGUCAGUGCUUCCUCCUGUCUCUCGCCGCGGCCGCAGCGGGCGAGCGUGUUGCUGUAUUAUAUUAUUUAUUGUAGGUUAAGUUGAUAUCUUUCUAAACGAACGAUAUGUAUGAAUGCAACACGCGCGCCCCGCAAAGCGACCGCGGCCUUACGAUGCUUAUGAAACGUCUUACCUCUCGCUCUCACCCGGUACUUCCAGUAUAUCGAUAUAAUUAGCGCGACACUUGGCAUCAGAGUACCUCUACUAUCGUUUAUUUCCCGCCGCUCUAGUGCGAAGCCUAGAUUCUUUCCGUUUCAUUAGAAAUAAUUCGCAAUGAAGUGCUCACAAACUGGUGCUAAGCCGGCGCCCGCGAGGGCCCGGGCGUUGUAUAUGUCCACGUCUUCGGCUCCACGCGACAGUCUAACGUUAGAUAGCAGAUACUUCCCGAGUCCCUCCAUAUGUUUUCCGCGAGAUUUACGUAACAGUUCCGCGUGGUGCCAAAAGAGGGCGCGUUGUCGCUCGGAGUGUAGGUGUUCAAAGUGGGGGUAAAUCUAAGUCAUUCCUUUGCGUUUGGUAGCUUGAGCGCGUGGCUUGCCGUCGACCGACCUGUAUACCGAUAGGCGCAUGAGAGGGGCGCGCGGCCGCCACCCGGCGGCACAGCGGUGCUGCCAUCUUUGGGCCUACGGAUUUUUUGAACUGAAAUGUAAGUGAUCGAUAGAGAUCAUCAAAGAAACUGACCAGUCGAAUCGGCAUGUGUUAUAUUGGUAUAUCCGUAAGCACAACGAUUGCGCCACCGACCUGUGUCGGUUGGUGGUGCCCCGCUGGCUCGCCGGCGCCCCUGUGGACGCUGUGAUAUCGUAGCUAGUUGUAGGAACUUAUGAUACUCGGCGAGCGAACUCGGCACGCGUUGUUAUUGUAUCAUAUGUCUAUGUAUACAGCCUGUACAGUAUUUGAAUAAAGGACGUGUUUAGAACUAAAA